AUGACAACCGAUAUAUCAUUAUUUUGUAGAUUAUGUGCAGAAUUGUAUCCAAAAAAUACAUUAAUUAAAAUAAAUAGUGGAGAAUUUCUAAAUUUAAAUUUAGCUGAAAAAAUCUAUCAGUAUUUUAUUAUAAACAUCACUGAUCAUGACAUAUUACCAAGAGAUAUUUGUAGUCAUUGUUUUAAAAAAGUAUUGGAAACUUAUGAAUUUCAUCAACGCAUACAAAGAGCACAAGGUAUUCUACAAACGAAAAUUGAGAUAAAACAUGAGCAAAUCACUGAACAAUAUGAUAUUAAAUCCGAAGAAGAUCCAGCAUCUUAUGAUUUUAUGUUUGACGAUCCACCACUCAUGGAUGAUUCUGAAGAUGACGAUGCACCACUUUCGAAGCGCGUCCCAACUAAAAUAGAAGAUGGUGAAGUGAAAGAAGAACCCUUAACUAAUGUUAAUGAUAAGCAAACUAAAGGAGGUAAAACCAAAAAAAUACGACGAAAAAAAAAAUUUGGUGAAACAAAUGAAAAUACAAGGCGAAAAGUUAAAGUUCCAAAAGAAAAACGACCUAAAGGACCUAAAGAAAAAAAAUCUAAAUUACCUCGAGAACCAAGUUUAUUUGUAUGUGAACGAUGUGGAAAAUAUUAUAAAAGUGGCAGAGAAUUAAAACAUCAUUUACGGACACAUAAUGGAGAAAAACCUUUCAAAUGUGAUCUAUGUCCUAAAGUCUAUAAAUGUCCAAGUGGAUUACGUAAACAUAAAUUAGGACACUCUGGAAUACGACCGCAUGAAUGUACAAUUUGUGGAUUAAGAUUCCCAAUAAAAUGGACCCUGGAUCGUCACGUGCUAUUACAUUCAGAUGCAUUUAAUUAUGAAUGUAGUUUUUGUGGGAAAAAAUUCAAAAAAGAAUCUUAUUUAAAGAUACAUUUACGACAGCAUACUGGUGAACGUCCUUACUCGUGUCUUGAGUGCAAUCAUUUCUUUGCAAACGAUUCAAAUUUCAUAAAACAUUUGAAAGUACGACAUGGUUUAGUGCAUGUAUCAAUCGUUAACCGACACCAGUAUCCAUUCCCUCCUGAAAAUAAUAAUUAA
Molecule: messenger RNA, 1080 nt
Organism: Chrysoperla carnea
Lineage: Eukaryota; Metazoa; Arthropoda; Insecta; Neuroptera; Chrysopidae
Product: zinc finger protein 320-like
Exons: 7
Coding region: 1-1080 (359 amino acids)
Biological process (GO): regulation of transcription by RNA polymerase II
Cellular component (GO): nucleus
Molecular function (GO): zinc ion binding; DNA-binding transcription factor activity, RNA polymerase II-specific; RNA polymerase II transcription regulatory region sequence-specific DNA binding
Source: RefSeq, a predicted model, not a curated record